This is a messenger RNA of Pteronotus mesoamericanus, 5266 nucleotides long. RefSeq names its product VPS53 subunit of GARP complex (gene VPS53). Gene Ontology annotation, cellular component: GARP complex. The transcript has 22 exons. NCBI's taxonomy places the organism in Eukaryota, Metazoa, Chordata, Mammalia, Chiroptera, Mormoopidae. Gene Ontology annotation, biological process: retrograde transport, endosome to Golgi. The coding region runs from base 139 to 2637 and encodes 832 amino acids. The record is from RefSeq and is a predicted model, not a curated record.
CGGAAGCUCCCGGCUGGCUGACAGAGCCCAGGCUUCCCUGAUCGCUGCAACCGGGGAGUUGCUGUUCUGCGGCUUGGGUGACUUCAAGAGGCCCGACUCGGGAUCGGGGUGUGCGCCCGCCGGGAGCUGCGCGGCGGGAUGAUGGAGGAAGAGGAACUGGAGUUCGUGGAGGAGCUGGAAGCCGUGCUGCAGCUCACGCCCGACGUGCAGCUCGCCAUAGAGCAGGUAUUUCCAAGCCAGGAUCCUCUAGAUCGAGCAGAUUUCAAUGCUGUGGAGUAUAUCAAUACCCUGUUCCCCACAGAGCAAUCUCUGGCAAACAUAGAUGAAGUUGUGAACAAGAUUAGACUGAAAAUAAGGAGACUGGAUGACAACAUUCGAACUGUUGUAAGAGGUCAAACAAAUGUGGGGCAAGAUGGCAGGCAAGCACUUGAGGAGGCCCAAAAAGCGAUUCAGCAACUCUUCGGCAAAAUCAAAGAUAUCAAAGACAAAGCAGAAAAAUCAGAGCAAAUGGUUAAAGAAAUCACCCGUGAUAUUAAGCAGUUAGAUCAUGCCAAACGCCACCUGACCACCUCAAUUACAACGCUGAACCACCUGCACAUGUUGGCAGGUGGCGUCGAUUCCCUCGAAGCCAUGACCAGGCGAAGACAGUAUGGAGAAGUUGCUAACCUUCUUCAGGGUGUAAUGAAUGUCCUGGAGCACUUCCACAAGUACAUGGGUAUUCCACAGAUCCGGCAGCUUUCUGAAAGAGUGAAGGCUGCCCAGACUGAGUUAGGACAGCAAAUCCUGGCCGAUUUUGAAGAAGCAUUUCCUUCCCAGGGUACCAAGAGGCCAGGCGGACCCAGCAAUGUCCUACGAGACGCAUGUCUGGUUGCUAAUAUUUUGGACCCCAGAAUCAAACAGGAAAUCAUCAAAAAAUUUAUUAAACAGCAUCUGUCAGAGUAUCUAGUACUUUUUCAAGAAAACCAAGAUGUGGCCUGGCUGGACAAAAUCGACAGACGCUAUGCCUGGAUAAAACGCCAGCUUGUGGACUAUGAGGAGAAGUAUGGCCGAAUGUUUCCUCGGGAGUGGUACAUGACUGAGAGGAUUGCAGUGGAAUUUUGCCAUGUCACAAGGACAGAACUUGCCAAGAUUAUGCGUACCAGAGCUAAGGAAAUUGAAGUGAAAUUGCUUCUUUUUGCUAUUCAGAGAACGACUAACUUUGAGGGAUUUCUUGCAAAACGCUUCUCUGGCUGCACUCUGGCAGAUGGAAGCCUGAAAAAACUCGAAUCUCCACCCCCAUCCACCAAUCCCUUCCUGGAGGAUGAGCCAACACCAGAGAUGGAGGAACUGGCCGUGGAGAAAGGAGAUUUAGAUCACCCAAGGAAGCCUAAAGCCCCAGACAAUCCAUUUCAUGGCAUUGUUUCCAAGUGUUUUGAGCCUCAUCUCUACGUGUAUAUUGAGUCCCAGGACAAAAACCUUGGAGAGCUGAUAGAUCGGUUUGUGGCCGAUUUCAAAGCCCAGGGGCCCCCUAAGCCCAACACCGAGGAAGGCGGUGCCGUGCUCCCCAGCUGUGCCGACCUCUUUGUCUACUACAAGAAGUGCAUGGUGCAGUGCUCUCAGCUCAGCACUGGGGAGCCAAUGAUCGCCCUGACCACCAUUUUCCAGAAGUACCUCCGAGAAUAUGCCUGGAAAAUCCUCUCUGGCAACCUGCCCAAAACCACAAGCAGCAGUGGAGGGCUGACCAUCACCAGCCUCCUCAAGGAAAAGGAGGGCUCAGAAGUAGCCAAGUUCACUUUAGAGGAGCUCUGCCUCAUCUGCAGCAUCCUGAGCACAGCAGAGUACUGUCUGGCCACUACCCAGCAGCUAGAAGAAAAACUCAAAGAAAAAGUUGACAUAAGUCUGACUGAACGAAUCAAUCUGACUGGAGAGAUGGACACGUUCAGCACUGUCAUCUCUAGCAGCAUUCAGUUGUUGGUUCAGGAUCUGGAUGCGGCCUGCGACCCUGCCCUGACUGCCAUGAGCAAGAUGCAGUGGCAGAAUGUGGAGCAUGUUGGUGACCAGAGCCCCUAUGUCACCUCUGUCAUUCUUCACAUUAAGCAGAACGUCCCCAUCAUCCGUGACAACCUGGCUUCUACACGGAAAUACUUCACUCAGUUCUGCAUUAAAUUUGCAAACUCCUUCAUUCCCAAGUUCAUCACCCACCUCUUCAAGUGCAAGCCAAUUAGCAUGGUGGGAGCAGAACAGCUGCUGCUGGACACCCAUUCCCUGAAGAUGGUCCUGCUCGAUCUGCCCUCCAUUGGCUCACAGGUGGUGAGGAAAGCACCCGCCAGUUACACGAAGAUUGUGGUGAAAGGCAUGACCCGGGCGGAGAUGAUCCUCAAGGUAGUGAUGGCCCCUCACGAACCCUCGGUGGUGUUUGUUGACAACUACAUCAAACUCCUCUCGGACUGCAACACAGACACCUUCCAGAAGAUACUGGACAUGAAGGGGCUGAAGAGGAGUGAGCAGAGCAGCAUGCUGGAACUCUUCCGCCAGCGGCUCCCCGCGCCGCCCUCGGGGCCUGAAGGCUCCAGCUCACUGUCCCUCUUGACUCCGACACCAGAACAGGAAUCAUCCCGCAUCCGCAAACUGGAGAAGCUAAUUAAAAAGAGACUGUAGGAGCGCUGGCCAGCGACCCCCAGCGCCCGACUCCCUGGAAGCCCCCACCUCUCCUGUGCUUACCCCGACUCUCAGAUUGUCGAUCUUGAAACUUCCUGGGACACUUGGGUUGUUAACGUGCCUCUCCCACACCCUGUCUUCAUUCCUGUCGUAAUUGGAGAAGCCAAGUUAAGGGCCGGGUUACAAACAGGCAGCUCUGCUGGCCUCUGACUCCGGCAGCAGAGGCAGCACUGGGCGAGAGGGCCCCGCACACCACCGUUGCAUGGCGCCGCUCUCAGCUGCUACCGUCGUCACUGACUCCGUGGCCUCCCCCUCUGCUGUCUCGCCCCCUGGCAUGUGGCCCUCAUCCCUGCCAUGCGCCUGUCCAGGCAGCUUGGGUGACCACGCCCAGAUCUUGCCUGUCCUCUGCCUGCCACUGUUGGAGGUUGGCUCUAAGGGCCCGAGUUAAUGAAGGGGCAGGUACAGGUGCAGGAAAUCGGUCCUUCUCUAUGAGGGAGAUGGAAGCCAGAACACUCUUCCGAGUGAAUCCCAGUUUAGGUACCUAUUUUGUUUCUGGUACUUUUCGACUCGGCCUCGUUAUCCCUGUAUUCUCAUUUCUCAUGAAUCUCCAGUUUGCCCUGUAUGUACAUCCACAGGAAGAUUUUUCUCUUGUGUCUCCCACGCAGGGCUGGGUGCUGGGGGCUCCCGGGCAAGGUGCAGGGACAGACCGGCAUCUGCCUGGGAGAGAGGACUAUAAACUUGGCACAUGCACUGCGUGACGUAAGAAGGUUAUUUCCUCCCUUUCUAGGGGAGGGGUUGCCUUCUGUGAAGGGAAACCAGGACAUUUCCCUAGAAAAGGUUUUCUAGGCCUUCUGCUCAGAUGAAGCUCUGGGACAGCCCAGGAAGCAGGUACCCUCUAAGACCCUCCCUACCCCUCCAUCUUCAAAUGCAAAGUACUUCUGCAGAAUAGUCUGAAAACAACAGAGGAGGAGCGGUGCCCGAGUGACGUUACUUUAUUACUAACGAAGAAGAAGCCAGCCCGUGGGUCCUCAGUAGCAGACUGCUGGCCGUGCGGACCACCUCGGAACCAGGCACAGCCCAGUGUGCACCCGGCCCGGCCCAUCCAGCCUGUCCGCCGCGGGCCCUGGGCCAGGGCAGCUGUGGGGCGGGGGCGCUUGCUGCCCAGAGCCGCUUCCGUCCUCGUGCGGCGUCCUGCACCGGGACAACGGGUAACAGAGUUGCCCUGGGUCACCGGUUCCCUGGAAACCAAGCCUCCUAUGGCUCUGGUGACCAUGAGCCUCAGCAUUUGUUCGGGAAUUGUGAACAGUGUGGUGGCCAGGUAGGGCAAGAGCUAAGGAGGAAGCUGGGGGGUUUUACAGAGAACGCCUCAGGAUAAAAUUGGGAUCUCAAGUAGCCCUCAGGAUAGAGGAAGUGGCCUACAAAUUCAUAAAGCUUGUGACAGCGAUACAGUGGGAAACCUGAAGGUUUGCAAAUCUGACCAGAAACUGAUUCUCUCUCCCCUUCCCGUCUUCCCACUGCAACCACCCCACACCGUCCGUCCCCUCCAUCAGCUGCUCCCCGAGACGCGGCCCGCGGCCCGCCUGCAUCCGGGGCCUCAUUUCCUCCUCAGCCUGCAGCCAGUUCUUGCUAGUCCGUCUGACUCACGUACUGAGCGUCUAAGACUGGAGAACACUGAGAAGAAAGUAAGUGGCGUAAGAAAGAGGCGUAGCCUUUAGCUGAGCUCAGUUAGGAAAAGAUGGCUGUUCCUAUAGGGAAAGUGCGGGCAGCGUGGCAGGUGGGUUUCGCCGUGCCCGCGUCGCCCUGGUGAAGUUACAGGCCCUGCACCAAUUCUUCCCGCUUGUGCAAGAAGGGGCGGUGGGCCUGUCUCCAGAGAGCACAGUCACUUCAGCCAUCUGUCAUCGACCUAGGAAGCCAGAACAGCCAGUGGGCUGGGGCACCUGGUUCUUGUCACCCUUGGUGUCUAGAGACCCACGCUUGUUUGGUUUGUUUGCAGGGAGUCAUUUUCUGAAUGUCUCCGUCAUGGCAGGGAGACGUCAGGCCCCAUUCUCCGCAGGUUGGCGGCCGCAGCCGGGAAGGUGCUCUCCUGGUUUAUUGCGCUGUCAGUAACCUCCCAGGAGUUGGCGGGAGUAACGUGCUGAGUGUCUCAGUGAGGGGGUCUGAGCCCGCGUGAGCGCCCUGUGAGAGCGGAGGGAAGGCCCCCGAGUCACCUGGGGCUCCCGUCAAAUACAGGUGCCCAAGAUCCGCAUUAGUGAGCCUGGGGGGUCCUGGCACAUGGGUUGAGAAGUUCCAUAGGUGAUUAUAUAACACUCCUUGUUAAGAACCAUUGCAAUAGAAAUUUGCUUUAUUGAACGGUUCCUAUAGCACAUUUUCAUAACUGUGUUUUUCUGGCCCUCUAAGCAAGUGAAAAUACUGUACGAUUGAACCUCUACCAACACGGUAAAGAUUCUUUGCUGAUAGCAGCUUUAGUUUUAAACUUGCAUUGAUAGUAGGGAUGAUGCCAGAAGAUGUGCUGUCCUCAUACUCAUUAGUUUGAAAUACUCAAAUUCAUUCCUGUUUGAAGAGCCAAGCCCCACAAGAAGGUUUAUUUAUUACUGUCACUUCGAAACAACAUAUGUAAAGGAGCAGACAU